UUGCGAAAAGUAUCUCCGUUCCAACGGGCAAAAAUGCUCGAGGUCCCGAGAUCAGAGUUUGUCCGUUCGUGGAACGGGUGCAGUUAUGUCAGUUCUGUCGCAAGCUUCGCCGCGGCCAGACGUGCAAGUGGCGUUGCUUACGCGCCGGGGUGAAACUUGCAAGCUCCCCCUUAUCGAGCUUUCAAAUGGCUGUGCCUUUUAGAUUUUGACAUUUUCUUCAUCUCCCCUUCUCCUGUUGUACACAUUUUUUUUUUAUUGCCUUUGUAUUGUUCAAGUAUAUGUAGUUCCGAUACGCCGUUUUCGCCACUAGGAAGUCAUCCCCCGACAUGCCACGAAAAAUCGGAUUCAACGUCGUAUACGCAACCAGCGAAGAGGAUAGGCACUCCUCGUUAGAAUUGAAUGUCCAUGGGCCGACGGUAAGGGGUUGGCAAAGUUCACGAAGAUGUACAUAUCCCCAAGAACUCAUUCUACGCCUACACGGCCCGACGAAGCUUACGAGAAUACAAGUGUUGGCUCAUCAAUAUUUAAUUCCUGAAAAACUUGAGAUUUGGACUUCGAGAGAGGAGAAUGCCUCUGUGACGACAGAGUUUAGCUAUCUGGGUUACAUCACGUUGUCCGAUAACGCCUCGACCAUGUACAAAAGCAGAGAGUUGAAGAGCGUUGCUCUCCCGGAAACGGAGGCGGUCUCGCUUAAACUGAGACUUCACAAACCGCACAGUAACGCGCACAAUGUUUAUCAACAGGUCGGCCUUAUCGCUAUUAAUAUUCUGGGCGAGCCUUACGGGCAAGAGCUGACCGGUCAAGGAGAUGCGCCGUACAAUCCGCAUUACACGUCCCCCUACGACGAUUUGGCGUUCGAGAUGUACGUGGACCGCGAGGUGGCCAAAAUCAUAAGGCAGAUGGAAGCGAAAAAGUUGCAGGCCGUGGAGGAGGAGAGAUUCGAAUACGCUUCGAAGCUGAAAGUGGCGAUGGAGAAUUUAAGGAAAGCCGGUGAACGCCUCGGAAAAUACGAAUUGGAGAAGAAAUACGCCAUAGCGUUGGAAGAUUACGACAAGGCAAAAGCGAAAAAGGCACAAGCGCAACAAUACAGGCAGCAAGUUUAUCAAAGUUUAGAGGUGCAAGAUCUGCUGGAGCUUCAAGGGCCGUUGGAAAAAAAUAACAAGUCGUCUGUCGAGGGAAAAGAACCUAUAUCGAUAGAUACCUGCACCUCGAACACAACCACCGUUCCUGAGGAUAUUACGUCACCUCCGAGAUUGGUAAUUCCACCUAAUCGCGAUGGAGCUAUAUCGCCGACUGGUCCCGCGCAUCAACCACCUGUUUCACCUUUGCAUCAAAAACCGAAUAGCCCUGAAGUGACCGAUAGUCCGACGAACGGUGUGAUAGAAAGACAGAAUAACUGUAACAAAGGAUCUCUUAGAAGGAAAACGAAAUCGGCAGGGCCGACGCUUCGCUCAAGCUACGAAGCUUACGAAGAGAGAACGAUUCCUGCUUUAAGACAUUCUCAUACGAACGAAUUCACGAGGGAAUGCCACAUGGACAAUUCGGAGACGAAGGUGAUAUCGAAGUUAAACGACAGAGAGAAAAAGCAAGCUGCCUUACCUAUCGCUGUUUUUGGAAUGGAAAUGGUAGAGAAAUUCUAUUCGAAACAAUUCACGGAUAAGGAAGAGGGUCUGAUGCAAUUGAAAGAAGAAUUAAAAACCUUUGAUCCAGAAGUUUCGAAACAUUCCGCGAAUAAAACGGCCAGAGCUACGAUUUUGUUGUUACACAGAGCCCUUAGGGACAAAGUUUUCAGCGUAUACAGUCUAGCUGCACAAUUGAUUAGAAUUUUUUUUUCAGAAUUUGCAACUAGGGUAUCUUCUACGGAGAUUGCGAGAAGUGUGGAGAGAUUACUCCCAGAAUUAUUGACUAAAUCAGGGGAUACCACUCCAAGGAUUCAUAACAUGGCAGUGCACACGAUACUCAGUAUGGCAGAUUGUAAAUGUGUCCGAGAAUUGCAUAUUAUACCAGUGCACUUAACGAGACCUGUUAGUAGUAGCACUCAUCAAAGAUUGGCACUGAGUAGGUUAGAAAUGGUGGAGCAGUUAAUUCUCAGCCAUGGAAUAUCUACUGAUAAACAAAGGCAUUGUAAUUGUUGUAGUGGGCUCACUUGUCGAACAUUGUCAGAAUUGGGUUCUACGGGAUUGCAUCAUCCGGCAGAAGCAGUGAGAAAAGUUUCGGAAAGAAUUUUAGUAUUGGUGUACAAAGUGAACCCUAGAUUGGUUCGCAAACAAUUGCCUCCUGACGAUGAUAUUACCAGGAGAAAUUUAUUGUAUCGUCAACUUUUUCAUGAAUUUGAUUUGAUUGAUCUUGAGAGAAAAAAAGAAAUAGAAGCCAGUCACAAAACGACGACACCCACACGGACAAAAUCAACGGAAAAUAACGUGGCAAAUUUAACGAAAUCUCCUUCGAGGACAAGUCCUGUUGUUAGUACUGGAAGCUCAACAAGUAUAACAUCUCCGUCCGAGAAUAGUACAGAACAUAAAGGUGACAAAAUGUGCAUAUUUUGUCUUUCGAAAGGACAAGGAUAUUCCGAAGAAGGAUUAAACAUUCAUUAUUGGAGAAGUUGUCCUAUGUUAACGAAAUGUGAAGCAUGUAAACAAGUGGUGGAAAUUUCGUAUUUGAACUUACAUUUGUUAAAUGAAUGUGAUAUGAGAAGCAAUUACGUAAAAUGCGACACAUGUAAGCAAGCUAUCCAUGAAAAUUCCUUUGAGGAACAUAGAAAGGAUAACAAGUGUACAAAAUUAUUAUUUACAGAACCUAUCGAAGGCUACGAUCGUUGUCCAUUGUGCUCUACUCUUGUCAAUCAAAAUAAAUGGAGGGAGCAUCUGAUGGGUGAUCAUCCCUGUGUGAACAAUCCUCGAAAUAAAUUAGGAAAAAGCUGUUCAAAAUCUCCAUCAAAUUCUCAGAACCUCAGUGGGAAAAUAACCACACCAACUAAUAGAGAUUACUAGCGUCAACCAUCAACUUCGAGUCUUUCGGAGUUUAAAAAAUUUUAGAGAAGAUUUUUCUUUUGUUUUUUUUUUUAUAGUUUAUCUGUAUGUUAUGGGCUACCCAACAUUUUUCAUAUUUAUACUUAUAUUUAAAUGUUUUUUAUAGAAAAACCCGUCCUUUAUUAGUAGAAAUCUCUAUGUUAAACAAAUUUUGAAUCCUCUUAAUCUAGAAUCUAAUAAUCUUGUUAUCAACUAAAUUUGAGAAUGAAAAUCUAACGCAUAAUGUAAUUUAAAGCGAAUAUCAACAA
This is a messenger RNA of Apis dorsata (giant honeybee), 3277 nucleotides long. Its product is annotated as centrosomal protein of 104 kDa. Lineage: Eukaryota; Metazoa; Arthropoda; Insecta; Hymenoptera; Apidae. Gene Ontology annotation, cellular component: cilium. Gene Ontology annotation, molecular function: protein binding. The transcript has 16 exons. The coding region runs from base 327 to 2990 and encodes 887 amino acids. The record is from RefSeq and is a predicted model, not a curated record.